CGGGGACGGGGAGGAGGAGACACGCGGCCCGGCUGACAUCACAGGGCCAUCAUCAUCAUCAUCACGACCGAUAUCAGCAUCAUCACACAACCCUCAUCACUACCGAUAUCGCCACUGCGCUUACUUAACAUCGUUUCAUCAUCAACAACAUCACCAUCGCUUCAUUGUGACUGAGCUGACCGCAUCAUCUCUGAGCCGGUAGUCCAGUCGACUUGCACACAGUUCUAGACGUGCUGUGUACAAUUCCGCGUGGUUCUCACCGAUUCCCACUUGUAAACUAAGAUAUUGAAAUCAUCACUUCAGUCGGAGUACAGAACGGUUUUACGACAUCGCAAAAGUCGGCCCGAGUUGGCGACUUAAGUUAACGCGGAGUGGCGAUAACGAAGGGGAAGAUUGGGACGCCGUGACACCCGUGCGUGAAGUGGUGACGAUCUUCAUUCAGCUAGCUGCUGCCUGGACCUCGCUUGCGUCCCCCCGACCCUCUGUAAGGGGUCACCUGGGGACACCUGGAGUCACCUGGGGUCACCUGGGGACACCUGGGCCCCCCCCCCAGGAUGAUGAACGAGAUGAACCUCAACGUUCCGGGGAUGGAGCCGAUGGGAGGUGGUGGAGGCGGGGGGUCUCACCUUGGCCUGGCCUCGCCGUCGCACAGCUCCAUCACGCCCACGGGCAUGGCGGUGUCCAUCCCGAGCCUGCCGCCCGCCAUCGGCUCGCUCUCCUCCGCCCUCUCGCUCGUGCUGCCCCUGGGCCUGGGGGACCGCGGCGUCGUGUGCAACGUCCCCCCCGACAGGAACUACCCGCUCCCGCCACCGUACCCGCACGUGGAAAGCGGCUACAUCCGGCACAUCCUGCCUGGGAUCCUGUCGUAUCUGGCAGACCGGCCACCACCGCAGUACGUGCACCCGGGGCCCGGCGCCGUAGAGUCCGGCGCCGCGGCCGUGCCCUUGGCCCACAGCGUCGCGGCGGCCGCGGCUGCGGCGGCUGCGGCAGCGGCGGCCGCCGGCCUGGACCACUACCACCCGGGCGACUCGCUCGGCCUCGAGGCCGCCAAGGCCCAGCUCGACGCGGCCGCCGAGCGGAGCCCGACGCCGCCCGGCAGCCCCCACCGGGCCGACGACGCCAACGCCGCCGCGGCGCAGCAGCAGCAGCACCACCACCAUCGGCACCAUUCGCCGCACGGCCACCCGCACCACCCGCACAGCCACCACCUCCCGCUGCACCAUCACCACCACCACCUGCACCACCACCACCACCACGGCCAGCACCACCACGCGCAGUUGCAUCACCACCAUCACCACGUGGAGACGCACAUUGCCAUCGACUGCGUCUCCAGAUCGAGCAGGGCCCCGAGCCCGGCCUCCCCGAGCUGUGGAGUGGCGAUGGACGCCGCCGCCGACUCGCUCGCCAUGGAGGGUGUGACCCAUGACCCCGACACGCCGGGCCUAGGCGGACACUCCGCCUCCCUGGAGCUUCCAGUCGUCAUCGACGCCAGCGACUACCAGGACAGCUGCCGAGACGACGAGGACGACGGCGAUGACGACGAGGACGAGCGCGAUGAGCAGCAGGCGGCAGUCGUGAGCAGAUGCGGCGCGGUGCAGGCGCUCCAGGCCGUGACCUCCAUCGUGCUGGAGCCCGUGGAGUUACCCCCGGGGCUCCACCACGGCGGCCGCGCCCCGCUCGCCGCGACCGCCGACUCCGCUGACUCCUCCUCAGAGGGCGGCGGCCACGUGGUGGGGCUGGCGCUGGCGCCCGCCAACUCGGUGCGCCUCGCGGGGGCGGGGGAGGAGAUGCGCGGGGCGGCGCGGGAGGACAGAUCCGUGUGGUGCCCCGUGUGUGACGACGCGUUCGAGGACGACUGCCCGACCCACGGGCCGCUGACGCUCAUCCCCGACUCGCCCAUCGAGACGCGCGCUCGCCUGUCCCUGCCCAAGCAGCUGGCGCUCCUCUUCGCCUACGACGGCGGCGUCUCCGGCGUGCGCACGCUGCAGGCCCUGCCCGUGCGCACGUGCUUUGGGCCGCUCACGGGCCGGCACGUGCUGCCCCAGCAGCAGGAGGCGUGGGCGCGUCUCAACAUGGGCAGCCCCAACGUGUGGAAGAUUUUUCGGGAUGAGCAGCUGCAGUUCUGUGUCUGUACGGAGGACGAGGAUGAGUCGAACUGGCUCUCCCUGGUACAGAGAGCCAGGACGUCAGAGGAGCAGAACCUGGUGGCGUACCUGCACGAGGGAAAGGUCUACCUGUGCACAUCCCGUGAUGUGGCGCCCUUCUCACCCCUCUGCUUCUACUACUGCAGGGACUACGCACGCCAGCUGGCCCUGCCCGAGUCGCUGCAUUCCCCACGCUACGAGGAGUGCGGCAAAGACUUCCCUCCAGUGGGCGGCCUGCAGGGCGGCCUGCAGAGCGGCCUGCAGGGCGGCCUGCAGAGCGGCCUGCAGGGCGGCCUGCACGUCCGCGCCAGUGCCGCAAUGUGCCCCGACGUUGGCAAUGGAGACGUGGGGCCGGGGAGCGCGGCGGCCGUGGGGGAGGCCGUGGGGGAGGCCGUGGUAGUGACGGCGGGGGAGGCCUCGGCGGACGUGGAUGCCGGCACGGCGGCGAGCGAAGAGCGACCCGGCAGAAAGUUGCUGUCCUGCACCGUGUGCUCCAGGGCCUUCCCCACCAACUCCAAGCUGAGGCUGCACAUGCUGGGCCACAUGGGCGUGCGGCCGCACGCGUGCCAGUACUGCGGAAAGACAUUCUGCGACCCCAGCAACCUGCGCACCCACCUGCGGAUACACACGGGCCAGCGCAACUUCAGCUGUGAGGUGUGCGGCCGCAGCUUCACGCAGAAGGCGCACCUCACCUCCCACGCGCAGGUGCACACGGGCGGCACGAAGACGCUGCGCUGUGACGCGUGCGGCAAGCUGUUCGCUCGGCGCCACGACCUCAAGCAGCACUCGUACAUGCACACGGGGGAGCGCACCGUCAAGUGCCCCGAGUGCGGGAAGAUGUUCUGGCGCGCGACCCACAUGCGCAAGCAUCUCAAGACCCAUUUGGGUCGCCGUGAGUUCACCUGCCUGCGAUGCUGCAAGGCCUUCCUCACGCGCUACCACCUGGCACGGCACAUCAAAGGCUGCCGCUGCGGCCACAGCGCCCCCUCUUCCGCCGCCGCCGCCUCCUCCUCCUCCGGGGUCGUCAUCGUCGGUCCCGUGGAGGCAGCGGGGGUCAGAGUUCACGACGGGGGCGGGGGUCACGACGGGGACGUGUCCACGAGCGGCUCGGACGAGGAGACGCGGCCCGCGGAGGAUGAGCGCGACGAGUGAGGUCUCGCGUCCCCGCGACGUGGAGGCCACGUGGCGGUGGCCGUGUCAGGGAGCGAUUCCCCGCAGAUGCUGGCUCAACGCGCUGCUGCUCCUGCUGUGACCGUGGCUGCUUCUCGCUCCAAGUGUCGCCAACUCUGCGAUUGUCACUUCAUCUUGUGACCUUUGGGUUUCCCAAGCGGCAACAUGUUGUCAAGCCGACUAGCGGAAAAUCUCCUGACUUUCUAUCAUGACAUUCGGAGCGAGUCCAGGUUUAUAUGAAGGAUCCUUCAUCAGUUUUCAGCGUUUUCUGCUCGGUAAGUUGUCCUCUGGCAUUUUUGAUGAUCAGCAACCGGUCCGUCUCGUGAUGUCUCGCCACUAUCUUGGAUGGUGAGAUGGAACGUUCACCGCCUGUUGCAGAAGUUCACAGUUGGUGUCCGUCGGCCGCCCCAGUUAUAAUUUGCGCCGUCUGCUUGACAGUGGACGUGAAAGAUCCCCGUGACGAUAUUCGCGAGAGUAGGCCAUUGCGUGCCGGCGUCACGGUCCGCAUUUGCCACAUUCGAAAGUUAAUUCUCAAUUGGGAUUAUGCAGCUGUAAUCAUGCCCUCCUGGUGGCAGGCUGAUGGCCCAGGCGACUCUUGGAAAUGCAACGCUAUCCUGGUCACUUGAGUUCUCACCUGGUCAAUCAAAAUAAAUGUAAACUGAUAUGA
Petromyzon marinus (sea lamprey) is the source of this 3981-nucleotide messenger RNA. RefSeq names its product PR domain zinc finger protein 4-like. Gene Ontology annotation, cellular component: nucleus. Gene Ontology annotation, biological process: regulation of gene expression. The record is from RefSeq and is a predicted model, not a curated record. Gene Ontology annotation, molecular function: DNA-binding transcription factor activity, RNA polymerase II-specific; protein binding. Lineage: Eukaryota; Metazoa; Chordata; Hyperoartia; Petromyzontiformes; Petromyzontidae.